AUUCCUAGCAGACAGAGGAAACGGGAAGCUCGCUCCCAUUGGCUGCUGUACCUGUUGACUGUAUAAUAGUUGUGAUCUGCAAACUGGUGUCAGAACAAAGUCGAACUAGUAGAAGGAAGUAAGAACAGCUUUCGCAGGUUAAUUACUAUAAGGAGGAAUACUGUGUUCUUACUAAUUUUGUUAUCUCUUCGGAAGUUAACUAAAGAAAAAAAAAUGCCCCUGGGGCUCAGAGGGAAAAAGAAGCCCAAGUCGAAGGAGAACUCGAAAUUGGUUGAAAACGAGGAGCUUGGAGAGAGGGGAGGAUUGGCCGGGGGAAGCACACGUAAAGCCGCAACUAGUAAUGCAGCUGGCCUGCCUCCUCCGCCUGUCAACCUGCGCCCCAAACUGGUGUUCCACACGCAGCUGGCACACGGCAGCCCCACGGGCAGGAUAGAGGGGUUCACCAACGUCAAAGAGCUCUAUGGGAAAAUAGCUGACGUUUUUCACCUGUCUCCCUCCGAGAUCUUGUUCUGCACAUUGAAUACACAUAAAAUUGACAUGGACAAACUCCUGGGAGGACAGAUCGGCCUGGAAGACUUUAUAUUUGCACACACUAAAGGAAUUAAAAAAGAGGUGGAAGUCUUCAAAUCCGAAGACGCCUUGGGGCUCACCAUCACAGACAAUGGGGCCGGAUAUGCAUUUAUAAAGCGCAUCAAGGAAGAGAGCGUAGUGGACAAAGUCAAAGUGAUCGGUGUUGGGGACCACAUAGAAUGUAUAAAUGGGAGGAAUAUUGUUGGCACCCGGCAUUAUGAGGUGGCGAAGAUGCUAAAAGAGCUGCAGAAGGGAAAGGCGUUUACAUUAAAGCUUGUGGAGCCCACAAAAGCAUUCGAAAUGAUUGAGCCGAGGUCAAAAGGAGGGAAAACGGGAGGAGACACUAAAAUUGGCACCGGGCGAGGGACAUUAAGACUACGGUCAAAAGGCCCUGCUACAGUGGAAGAUGAACCGACAGAAUUUGAAGAAAAAGCUGUCAAAAAGGUGGAUGAUCUACUGGAGAGUUACAUGGGAAUCCGAGACACUGAAUUAGCUGCCACCAUGGUGGAGGUUGGAAAGGAUAAGCAGAACCCCGAUGAGUUCGCAAUGGCACUUGAUGAAGCUCUUGGAGAUUUUGCAUUCCCAGACGAGUUUGUCUUUGAUGUCUGGGGAGCAAUUGGUGACGCAAAGGAGGGACGGUUUUAACAUUGACUGGAAAUAUUUAAAUGAAUCAGUGUUUUGGGGGGGGGGGGGGGGGGGUAAAGAUGUUCUUUUUUUUUAGUUUUUUUUUAAUUUAAAGAGGGCAUUUUUAUAUAGCUGGAGUCCUGAAAACAUACAGUUGUGGUAUUUAAAAAAUUAAAACUACUAGCUAACUUUUGAGAUGCAGAGCUUGAUGCUCAACCAGGGUACUUACAUUUUUACUGUGUUUUUUUCUUUUUAUAGAAAUAGUUUUGCUCUUGUAAAAAAAAAAAAAAAAUAAUAAUAGUUUUCUAUAUUGAUGAUACACUUAUCAUAAUUCAAGGGAAAUGUUGAUUGCAGCCUGCUUCUUCCAUCAGGAAGCCAGAAAAUAACACAGUGUAACAAAUUUUUAUUUAUUUUUUGUUCCUGGGUAGUAAGUGUUAUUUCCUAAUUGCUUAUGC
Polyodon spathula (Mississippi paddlefish) is the source of this 1649-nucleotide messenger RNA. RefSeq names its product PDZ domain-containing protein GIPC1-like. The record is from RefSeq and is a predicted model, not a curated record. NCBI's taxonomy places the organism in Eukaryota, Metazoa, Chordata, Actinopteri, Acipenseriformes, Polyodontidae. Gene Ontology annotation, molecular function: protein binding. The transcript is spliced from 6 exons. The coding region runs from base 214 to 1215 and encodes 333 amino acids.